GCAGAUCCAUCCGGUCCGCUAUCGAUGACCGAUCGUUUCUGAAUUCAAAUCAACAUUUUACUUGAAAAAAUGAACAUUUUAUCUUUUAUCUUGGUAGUGCUACUGUCGCAAGUGCUCUCUAAUCCCAUACCAAAAGAAAGCAAAAAUAGUAAAGAUAAAGUGCUCUAUGACCAAAGACAAGAGGGCGAAUGGAAUAUUAGGGCUGAUUUAAAUAAUUUAGUGAUUUUGGUCGUACCAAAGACGUCAGAACUACAAGAAACUGCUGGACCUACUUUGUUGGAUUUCCUUAUCAGAUCCCACUCAAAACACCAAUCCAAACAUGUUAAGAAUGCCGCAAAAAGCAACGAUGAAGCUAUUAACUUUCUCGAGUCUAAAACAGCUCCUUAUCACGUAGACAUCACUAAAUCCAGCAGUCAUUUGAUGAACGAUGAAAUUUUAGCUACUCAAACACCCUUGCUGGCAUUAAAAAAAAAUAAUGAAGAAAAAUCCGACAAGGAAACUCCGUCUUUACGCAAACUCAGAUCCACCAAAGCUUUUGUUCUCACAGUUCCAGAAGAAGACUUUGUGCUCACUAAAAUGGAAGACGAUAAAAAAGUAGUGAAAAAGGAUGGCAUUAAAAAGAAACUAAAUAACAUAAAGGAGGGUGAAUUAAUGCUUAUUGGAGCUACCGAACAGUGUGGUCCAGACAUGUUUAGAGAUUCUAAAGGAGUGUGCCAAUUAAAGAAAUCUAUUGAUAUUAAAGAAGAUAGAGACGAGUGAUAUUUUUAUUUAAUACUAUUGUGAAGUUAUUUAUUAUUCUAUUUAUAAGUUUCAAUAAAAAAAAAACAAAAUAAGUAGGUACAGUUUUCAUUGUAUAUUUAUGAUUUUUAAUUAUAAUCAUUACUGAGUUGCCAUUAUUUGUCUGUAUUUUAUUUGAUCAUUGUGCAUUUGUAAAAACACUUUGUACUUUUUGUUAUGAUAUUCGAUAGUUUUUGCAUCUGGAAAAACGGCGUUGCCUUUUCCACCCAUUGAUUUUAUAGCAUCUUCCAGAGAGUCAAAAUGAUUGGCUGCUACAGCACCUAAAAUAUAAACUCAUCAGUUUUUGAUCUGAUUGAAUUUUCAAGUAUUAUUCGGGUACAUUCUUACCUAAAAUAGCAGAUCCUAGUAAGACACUUUCAAUUUCUUCAGGGCAUAUAACUGGCAAAUUGCAAACAUUAGCCUGAGCAGCUGUAAAAAUUGGAUUUUUGCUCAAACCACCGCAAAUUAGCGUGGAUUUUAUAUUGUAACCAGAAUCAUUGAGUUUUUCUAUAAUUUGCCGAGUACCAUACUAAAAUGGUUUUAAAAAACUACUAAAUCAUAAAUUCGUUUUUGUUUUUAACUUACUGAAAGUGC
Messenger RNA from Ceutorhynchus assimilis (cabbage seed weevil), 1371 nucleotides. The record is from the annotation of a GenBank genome assembly. Lineage: Eukaryota; Metazoa; Arthropoda; Insecta; Coleoptera; Curculionidae.